AUGGUGGAGAAGGAAAACGAGGAAAGAGGAAUACGGCAAAGCGGAGGAGGAGCAAGGAGGUGUGGAUACCCAUGGCAUCUACUCUCUCCUCCGUUCUUUCCAGACUCAACAGACGUUGAGUCUGGAAGCUACCUCGAUGGCUGCCUGCCUACUUGCUGGCCUGAGAUGUUCGCCUGGUCCGGGACGGUUUGGGAAAACUGCCGAGCUGCCUACGAAGAUAUUGUCAAACAUCUCGAAAGGCUCCGCGAGGAGAGGGGCGACGCCGAGAGAGCGCUGGCUUUGGACCACAAACCCAGGGACCUCAGCUCGCACAAUGGCUCCUCCAACGGUCACAGCCCGGUUCUAAAUCUCUCAAAAACGGCGGGAAGCGGAAGCGUGGGCGAGCAGUCCGGAAGCGAGGCAGGCGCGUCGCAUCGUUCUCAAGACGACGAGGAGGAGGACGAUAAUCUGUCGGAGGACCUCGAGGACGACAAUGAGAAGGACGAAGAUUUGUCGGACGUGCCGGAAAAUCUGCCGUUGCCAGCACCGGGCUCGGAAAGUCCUCCCCAGGCCCUGAACUACUCGCAGAUAGCCUCGGCGGCGGUCGCCGUGUCCCAGAGCGCCCAGGACCCCUCGGUCUCGAGUACGGAGACCCUGCUGAGGAAUAUCCAGGGCCUGCUCAAGGUCGCGGCAGACAACGCGAGGCAGCAGGAGAGGCAAAUCAACUACGAGAAAGCCGAGCUGAAAAUGGACGUUCUUCGGGAGCGGGAGGUCAAGGACAGUCUGGAGCGGCAGCUACAAGACGAGCAGAAGGUGCGAGUGAUCUACCAGAAACGGUUAAAGAAGGAACGGAGAGCGAGGAAACGGCUGCAGGAGCAGUUGGAUCUGGAGAUCAAGAGGCGCACACAAUUGGAGGAGGCCCUCAAAGCCACGGGCGCGUCCUCGGAGCAAGUCAGAGCAAUUACCGAGAACGUAACGGCGGAGGCGCGCACGAGUUCGGAGCCGCCGGAGGCUAGCCCGGUACAUUCUCAGUCGCAGCAGCAGUCGUCGCAGCAACAACCGCCGCAGCAACCCCUUCAGCAGCAACAGGCAGCGGCCCAGCAGUACCGGGAGGCGCAAGUGCCGCGUCCUUCCCAGCAACCGUCGACGCCGGAGAAACCCGCAUGGGGAUACGGGCUGGAUCUCAUCGGUAGCCAGGCGUCGGCCUUCUGGCAAAACUACCAAGAAUCGCUGGUGCAGGAACUCGAGCUGGAGAGAAAAUCGCGGCAGCACCAAGCGGCCGAGAGGGACCAAGUAAAGUCUCCUCUUCAAGAGUCGCGGACGGGUUACUACAAGAACUCCGUUCUGUUUACGAGCGCGACCUAGAAGAGGCCGGACGACGGCAGGCGGGGGCAGCAGACAGAUCGUGCAGCGAGCAGCCGAA
Messenger RNA from Wasmannia auropunctata (little fire ant), 1402 nucleotides. RefSeq names its product RNA polymerase II degradation factor 1-like. The record is from RefSeq and is a predicted model, not a curated record. Lineage: Eukaryota; Metazoa; Arthropoda; Insecta; Hymenoptera; Formicidae. The transcript is spliced from 10 exons. Bases 1 to 1344 code for a protein of 447 amino acids.